This is a messenger RNA of Maylandia zebra (zebra mbuna), 1641 nucleotides long. Its product is annotated as beta-1,3-galactosyl-O-glycosyl-glycoprotein beta-1,6-N-acetylglucosaminyltransferase-like. Gene Ontology annotation, cellular component: membrane. The record is from RefSeq and is a predicted model, not a curated record. Gene Ontology annotation, molecular function: beta-1,3-galactosyl-O-glycosyl-glycoprotein beta-1,6-N-acetylglucosaminyltransferase activity. Lineage: Eukaryota; Metazoa; Chordata; Actinopteri; Cichliformes; Cichlidae.
AUGCUUUCACUACUUAUUCCACUGAAAAGAGGUAGACGUACUGCCUACAUUCUCAGGUAUCAAUGGCAAGAGUACACCAAUAUUGAUGAGAGCCCAGAGAAAGUUUGCAACUGCUCAGCAAUCCUGCAGGGAGAGAAGGAGGCAUUGCUGCAAGCCAAAUUACUGACCAUCACCAACAACUUCCAGAAGGUUAUUCAGAUCCCUGAUGAGUAUUACAUCAAUGCAACCCAAGACUGCAGGAAAUUCCAAAAAAGUAGGAAAUACAUAACAUUCCCGUUAAGCAAGGAAGAAGAGGAGUUUCCGCUAGCUUACUCAAUGGUUGUACAUCACAAGGUGCAGAACUUUGAGCGACUACUGCGAGCUAUCUACGCACCUCAAAAUAUUUAUUGUGUCCAUGUGGACAAAAAAGCACCGGCCUCAGUCUUUAUUGCCAUCAAUGCCAUUACUUCCUGUUUCCCAAAUGUGUUCAUGGUCAGCAAGACUGUGGAUGUGGUCUACGCUGGAUGGACACGUGUACAGGCUGAUCUUAACUGCAUGGCUGAUCUCUAUAACACCAGUACAACAUGGAAAUACUUCAUCAACCUCUGUGGUCAGGAUUUCCCUCUAAAAACUAACUUGGAAAUUGUGCAAGCUUUGCGUUCACUGAAAGGAGGUAACAGUUUGGAGUCUGAAGAAAUGCCUCAAGGAAAGAAGAAGAGGGUGAUGAAUGUUUACCAAGUAGUUGAUGGACAAAUCCAGCCAAUAGGAAAAACAAAGGAUCCAGCUCCCUUCAAUCUCCCUAUACUAUCAGGAAAUGCCUACAUUGUGGUCAACCGAGGUUACAUUCGCAGUGUGUUGGAAGACAAGCGAAUACAGGCCCUCAUUGAGUGGGCCAAAGACACCUACAGUCCUGAUGAGUUUCUGUGGGCAACAAUACAACGAAUGCCUGGUGUUCCUGGUUCAACAUGGCCCAACUCUAAAUUUGACAUGACAGACAUUAAUGCAAUUGCACGGAUCGUGAAGUGGCAGUGGCACGAGGGGUCAGAGCGUUCCUUGCAAGCAGCAUACCCAGAAUGUAAAGGCCAUCAUGUCAGAUCAAUAUGUGUGUAUGGUGCUGGAGACCUGCAGUGGUUGAUUGAACAGCAUCACCUUUUUGCCAAUAAGUUUGAUACAGACAGAGAUCCCAUUGCUAUCUACUGCUUGGAGAAAUAUCUGAGACACAAGGCACUGACUGACACAAUCAGGAAAAGGAAGGAUGGACACUAUGAGAUGCCACUUCCUUUCAAGGGCAGCUCUCCACCCAUGCUGCCAAACAACAAGCGACUGGCUGAAGCUCGUUUGCAACACCUCAAGAGGAAGUUAAGGUCCAAUAGGCAGUACCAUGACCAUUACACAGCAUUCAUGGAGGAAACCAUCAGCAAAGAUGUUGCAGAACCAGCCCCCCCAGCACAUGAGGGAGAGACAAUUUGGUACAUCCCACAUCAUGGGGUGAACCAUCCUAGGAAACCAGAUAAACUUAGGGUGGUCUUCGACUGUUCAGCCAAGUUUCUGGGCAUCUCUCUGAAUGACACCUUAUUGACUGGCCCUGAUCUGAUAAACUCUCUAGUAGGAGUUCUCUGCCGCUUUAGGAGGGAAGCAGUAGCCAUCACCUGCGACAUUUAA